Molecule: messenger RNA, 1404 nt
Organism: Marchantia polymorpha subsp. ruderalis
Lineage: Eukaryota; Viridiplantae; Streptophyta; Marchantiopsida; Marchantiales; Marchantiaceae
Source: the annotation of a GenBank genome assembly
UGGUUUUCCCCGCUUGCUCGUUUUCUCUCGUGAGCGACGGAGAUGUGGUUUUCCCCGCUUGCUCGUUUUAUCUCGUGAGCGACCGGACCGCGCCGGACUGACCGGACCCAGAGACUGCCCGGCAGGCUGGCCCUGGUCAGCAGCAGCAGCAGCGGUUGCAUGGAAACAAUGAUUGGGUGAUGGCGCCCGAGGGUUAGAGCCCGAAUCCAUGUCACCGUGCAAGUAGUUAAUGUCGCCCGACGAAAGCCGCAAGAAAAAAUCGCAACAGGAAUUGAAUCCCGCAAGCGGAGGUGGAUGUUGUGUGGGAAUCUGUGGUUGAGGGAACUGUUGGCCGGUGCCGCCCCUUUCUCUCGUGGGCUUGGAUUGGAAUCGAAGCGCUUUGUCGGAGCAAUAAAAAACGUCUAGUCUUUUGUCGACAGUUUUUCUCGAGGUGCUGGGCAUUGAAGGUGGGAGGAAGGUCGAGGAGCAUAUUAGUAUUCUGUUUUAGCCGUCUCUGUCAAGAUGAGCAGGGAACUGUUGCACCUGCCGCGGGCCUUCGACAAGCACAUUGCCGGUGUAGGACUGUCAGGAAAGGGAGUGAUUCAGAGUGUACGUUGUGAAAAAAAUGUGCUUCGUGCGGUUCCAUCACGCCAUCAAGGUUUCGUCGUACCGGCAUCGGGAAUGCGACUCACCGUGUCCUCAUCUUUCUCUGGAGAGCGGAGUAGAAAUGCAGCAUUCUCGGUUGCUGCGCUUUCAUUCACCAGGCACUCAAGUGUAGCAGUAUUUCCAGGUUCAGUUCACCGCGGUCUUGAAUUGUUGGGGAAGAGGAAGCAAUGCAGGUGCAUAUCCGAAAUGCCUACUGAAGGAGAAGCCUCGUCUAUUGAACUCUCGACCUCAUCCGGUGGAGACUAUAAUGAAGAAGAAGAAAGCCUGGAGUUAAGAGCUGAUCAGCCUUUUUUCCAGGAUGUCCAAAUUGACCUGAAUUUGCCUAGAAGACGGAUGUUAGUUGAGUUCACCUGCAACGUGUGUAAUACACGAACUCAGCGGCUUAUCAAUCCCGAGGCUUACAAACGUGGCACGGUUUUCGUACAGUGCGCUGGAUGUGAGGCCUAUCAUCAGCUGGUAGAUAAUUUGAACCUCAUACAGGAGUAUGACUUCAGAAAAGAUACUGGUACGGAUGAAUCAUAGAGUGGUUUAAUCUCCUAUGAAGAAAAGUUUUGUUUUAAUGGGGUAAUUUAUGAGCCAGAUUGCGCUGUCAUAUCAGAGACGGUGUCGAACGAAAUUGUUUGUAAUAACAGUUCUUUGUUACUGAAGGAAGAAGUAUCCGCUUACUACAUGGAUGUUAAUUUGUGCAUGCCACCCAUUGGCCAAAUGACAGUUUUUUGCUUCAAGAAUGCAUCAUUUACUCUUGAAAUGUACACGUUC